This is a messenger RNA of Cydia splendana, 2763 nucleotides long. It is a transcript of the gene Wee1, whose product is annotated as SID1 transmembrane family member 1-like. The transcript has 20 exons. Gene Ontology annotation, molecular function: double-stranded RNA binding; RNA transmembrane transporter activity. NCBI's taxonomy places the organism in Eukaryota, Metazoa, Arthropoda, Insecta, Lepidoptera, Tortricidae. Gene Ontology annotation, biological process: RNA transport. The record is from RefSeq and is a predicted model, not a curated record. Gene Ontology annotation, cellular component: lysosome; plasma membrane.
AGAUACUGCAGUAGUUUCCAAAAUAGGCGAAAAUUUCACUCAAAUUACCUUGAAAAGUGCAAUAACUAAUUCAAAUUCAAUGUUUUAAGUGAAAUUAUCAAGUGUGUGGUACAAAAUGGCGCGCGGCUGUUUAGAAUUGUACAUAUUGUUAAGUUUUCCUUUCGUUUCUUUGUGUCAGCAAGAUUCUGGUAUUGUGUUUAAUUAUAACAACACAUACAAAUUUGAUGUUGAAUACACAGUCAAUGUCAGUAAAAGUGUGGAAUACAUCAUGGAGUUUGCCGGGGACUCAUUCGACACCCCGGCGCGAGUGACUGUCGCCAGCAACUUCGCCAACAGCACAUUCCCUCUCUUUGUCACGGCCCGACAACAGAAAGGGGUGUCGUCCUGGCAGCUGCCCAUGGUGGUGGAGGUGCCUGGCAGCUUCCAGCAGUUCACCAACAUAUCGCGGACUCUCUGUCCACACAACAACAUGUUCGCCGAGGACGAGGACACGUGCGACGUCUCGAACCAGAACACUCCGCUCGUCCACCUAACGUCCUCCUCGCCGGACCCGAUAGAAGUUACUAUUGUAGUAGAAACGGUCAAAGAUUUCUACAUAAAGUUGAAUACUACUACUAAUAUAACGGUGACGCCGAGCCAGCCGAAAUAUUACUUCUUUCCUUUUAAACAAGAAAAGGAAAUGGACUUGAAAAAACAAAGUGAGAAAAGACAGUCCAUGUGCAGCGGAGAAGAGAAGAGCGUGUUUCUGGAGAACAUAUUCGAAAGUCAAGAGUCAUACUCGUGGUUCAGACAACCGAAGAGCGUGAUCGUCAUGAUAGAGUCAGACGAUGACGUUUGUGCUGUUAUAUCUAUACAGAAUUUUUCGUGCCCAGUAUUCGAUAAUGAGAGAAACAUACUAUACGAUGGAUACUACCUGACGAUGACGAGGCGAGGAGGUAUCACUUUAAAUCAAGACAUGUUCCCCGUCGGCUUCUACAUAGUUUUCAUAGUGAAAACUUCAGACGAGGACUGCACGGGUCAAAACGCGAACAAAACUCUACCCACCAUGGCGCGGUAUCUGGGCUGGGAGCAGAACUACGUAGCCACCACGGCGAGGACUAAGAACUUCACCCUCCGCAUCAUAGCGACGAUAUCAUACCAGGACUACUUGAUCGCAGCGGGGGCUGCGCUCGGGUUCUUCUUAAGUUUUUACGUGGCGUUUAUAAUCACGGUCGUGUACCAACGACGUAAGGCGAGACAAGAUGCUGAGGCUAACUUGAAUGAAGGUAAGAAAAAAUAUAGCCGGACAGUAUUUGGCUAGGAUGGACGGCACGCCACGCCCAUCAACGCGGAGGCCGAGAGCACCUCGCAGCGGUGUCUAGUGGGCGACGGAGAUCUUAAAAUAUGAUCUGGCAUUGUUACAGAAUGCAGUUCGUCGUCAGACACGGAAUCUGACUAUUCCACAUUGGAUGACAUCAAUCGAGAGAAAGAUCUCAGGAUAAUGGGGAGGCUGUGCGUCGCGAACUUAGCCAGGUGUCGCCCCCGAGUAUUGCAGGCGCGCUCCAAAAUGUACCUGUGGAAUGUUCUAACGGUAGCCGUGUUCUACACACUGCCGGUCAUACAGCUGGUGGUGACAUACCAAAGGCUGCUAAACCAAUCAGGCAACGCGGACCUAUGCUACUUCAACUCUUUAUGCGCCCAUCCCCUACUGGCACUCUCUGACUUUAACCACGUGUAUUCUAACUUGGGAUAUGUGGUGUUGGGGGCGCUUUUUCUGGCCGCUGUGUGGCGCCGGCACGACUGGUACCAGGCUCGGCUUAGGCGAGAGAAAGAGCUGGGCAUACCACAGCACUUCGGUCUUCUAUACGCCAUGGGCAUAGCGCUGGUCAGCGAAGGCAUGCUCUCAGCUGCCUACCACGUUUGUCCCAACAGCAUGAACUUCCAGUUUGAUACAUCGUUCAUGUACGUGACAUCGGUUCUGUGUAUGGUGAAGAUAUACCAGUCCCGGCAUCCGGAUAUCAAUGCGAGGGCGCACGCCACUUUUGGUGUGCUGGCGCUUAUUAUAUUCGUUGGUCUGGUGGGCGUACUGAACGCUAACGUAUACUUCUGGGUGGCGUUCACGAUCCUCCACCUCACCACGUGUCUCAUAAUGACCUUCCAGAUCUACUAUCUUGGCAGGUUCCGAUUGGAUAGCGGUGUUAUAUACCGCGCCACACGAGAGCUGGUUUCAAGGCCGCUAGCCGCCAUAACACCUACAUACGUUGGCCGCUGCGUGUUGCUUGUAAUAGCCAACUUGGCCAACUGGGCUAUAGCGGCUUACGGCGUAGCGCAGCAUAGCCGAGACUUCGCGUCACAUCUGCUGCUGGUGCUGAUGAGUAACCUCUUCCUGUACACACUCUUCUACAUCGUUAUCAAGCUGCUACACAGAGAGUCGAUACGGUGGUACAGCUGGGUGUUCAUAGUGCUGACGUAUGCCACCUGGUUCAGUUCCAGCUACUUCUAUUUGGACCAGAUCACCAAUUGGGCGCUAACCCCAGCCCAAUCGCGACAGAGCAACCGUCCGUGCUCUCUACUUCAAUUAUACGACGCUCACGACAUCUGGCACUUCAUGUCCUCAAUCGCCAUGUUUUUCUCAUUCAAUAUGUAUCUGACGAUAGACGAUAACCUCAUGGAUACGCCGAGGAACGAGAUUAUGGCGUUCUAGUUAAAACUAGAAAAAAAUAAUACUAGCAAUGGCAAUAAUUAUACAGUGUGGCCAAAAAAUAAGUGCAUUCCCGUUGCCAG